AUGGCAACAAAUAUUCUAAAAUUAAAAAGUGGACGUAAAAUUUAUUAUUCAACAAAAGAAUCUAUAGAAAAUAAAUUAAUUUCAAACAAAAUAAAAUUAAAUAAUUUAACAGAUUUGGAAAAUAAAGUUUAUGAAGGAGGACUUAAAAUUUGGGAAUGUUCUUUAGAUUUAAGUUAUUUUAUUGAUUCAAUGUCUUUUGAAGGAUUUAAUGUUCUUGAGCUUGGUUGUGGUGCUGGAUUGCCUUCGAUUGUUGCUGCUUUAAAUGGGGCAGCGUCUUUGACAUUACAAGAUUUUGUGUGAAUUUUAAAAUAUUUUUUU
Molecule: messenger RNA, 318 nt
Organism: Meloidogyne enterolobii
Lineage: Eukaryota; Metazoa; Nematoda; Chromadorea; Rhabditida; Meloidogynidae
Source: the annotation of a GenBank genome assembly